Phytophthora sojae is the source of this 1261-nucleotide messenger RNA. RefSeq lists its product as hypothetical. The record is from RefSeq and is a predicted model, not a curated record. Lineage: Eukaryota; Oomycota; Peronosporomycetes; Peronosporales; Peronosporaceae. The transcript has 3 exons. The annotation marks the transcript as partial.
GACAUCGAUGCAGGUGACCUGCAGCUCUUCCUGGCGAAGAAAGACGAGGGCCGCGGCGCGUGGCUGCCAGACGACGACCAAGCUGCGCUGGAUCUGGAGGACGGAAAGAUUCAUGAGGACAUUCAAGCGUUGAUCGAUGGAGAGAAGAUGAAGGCGACGAAGACUUUGCAGCACUGGUUGUUCGAGAAGAACGAGAUGCCUCCACCCUCUACCGAUCAGAUCCACGUGCUGGUGGUGGUUCCGGAGCAAGAACACGCACAAACUGGAUUGUGGCUUGUCACUGGAUCCGUUGACAACGCGCUGAACACGAAAGGGAUUCGCUGCAAACUGUACUGGAUGGCGACGUUACGCAUUGGAUACUACGAUCCUACGCGCUGCAUCGGCAACAAGAAUGUCGCGUUUUGGUAUGAAGACAAGAAAUUGUGUUUUCAUGUUUUAUUCGAGACAAAAGAUGCUGCUUUGCUGUUCGAAACUGACUUAAGGACUGGGCCACAAACGCUGGGCUCUCCGUUAACUAACCAGGUUGUUGAGACGCGUGUUGCACCAGCUAACGCUGUGUCUACUGAUCUCCAGCGCGUCUUCUACUGCGACUACGUUCCAGACGAUUCGGAAUCUCCUCAAAACACAGUUUCAUCGAUAUCGUUGACUACAAGCGUUUCGAAUCUGGACUCAUCGACUGACGAGUUUCGUUUUCAGCGGAUUGAGGACGAGAAGUUCUUCCUACCGUACGGCAAGGCAGAAAGCUGCCAUUUGGUGUCGAGAAAGCAAAGCAGAGACCACAAACGGGAAUUCGCCAAGUACGAUCGCGACUCAAACAACAGGCUUGCGCUUUCUCGCGAUAUGCAUGGUUGGUUCGACGGUAUGAGCAUUGAGGUUCCCAUCGUCAACAUGCUACCCGGAUCUGUUGAAGAGAAUCAAUCCAUUGGCAACAGACGCAAGGUCGAGGUCUUCGUGAAGGUUCUGGAUGCUCAGUGCACAGAUCGCGUUUUCAGUCGUUUGAAAGGAGGAUCAACCACGACGGACGAUCCGCUCAUGAUGAAGACGUUUGUUCACGUGGAGGAUCCAGAAACAUUUUGUUUGUGCAUGAGGUGGAAGCACGACGAUAAUGCGGAGCGUUGGAGAAGCUUUUGGGAUAUGACUCCUGCGGUCGAUUGAAUGGAAUAAUGUGGCUCCCGAGUUAAAUACUUCGAAGUAGUAUUUGAUUUCUUGACAUACUUUGAUCCUGAUAAAUAUAAAGUUACUAAUAUACAAAGAUGGCGUA